Molecule: messenger RNA, 513 nt
Organism: Lytechinus variegatus (green sea urchin)
Lineage: Eukaryota; Metazoa; Echinodermata; Echinoidea; Temnopleuroida; Toxopneustidae
Product: C5a anaphylatoxin chemotactic receptor 1-like
Exons: 1
Coding region: 1-513 (170 amino acids)
Biological process (GO): neuropeptide signaling pathway
Cellular component (GO): membrane
Molecular function (GO): neuropeptide receptor activity
Source: RefSeq, a predicted model, not a curated record
AUGGAGUUAGGCUGCAGGAUAAUCUACUGGUUUCUAUUCAUUAUCGGUGUUCCUGGUAACAUUAUCAUCACGGCAGCCUAUGCUAUGAAAGCGAAGAAGAAGAGCACCGACAUGCUGAUCUUGAUACAAGCCUUGGUGGACUUGAUUGCCUGUAUCACCCCGCAACCUGAUAUGAUUAAUGACGUCUCUUCCUGCUUGGUAACAGCUAUCAUCAGGAUGACCACGUCUCUUGGUUCCCUGUUCUUGACGUUUUCCAUUGCCCUUGAUAGAUUCGUAACCGUUUGCAGACCCUUCUCUCGUCAGAUGACCAGAACAUCGGCAACAAUACUUGCAUUAGCCUGUUUGGGGUUCGCUUUCCUUCUCAACCUGCCUUCAGUAUGGUACUUCAAACUGCUAGACCUUGUCUCUGAAGGAUGCAUGUCUGUUGUUACGUCACCCUUUCACGUUCCUGUCAAGGUAAUCCUAGUGGUCUCCUUUUCGGUCGCUGUAUUGGAGUUUGUUUUCUUACAGUAA